Messenger RNA from Ilex paraguariensis (yerba mate), 408 nucleotides. Lineage: Eukaryota; Viridiplantae; Streptophyta; Magnoliopsida; Aquifoliales; Aquifoliaceae. The record is from the annotation of a GenBank genome assembly.
AUGGUUCCAACGGGGUGGGUUGAGUCUAGUUCAUCUUUCUCUUCCAUUGAUCGCUGGAAUCCUCCCAGAUCUGGGAUUUUUAAAGUCAACUUCGAUGGAGCUAUCUUUGAGCAGAAGCAUGCAAUUGGUGUUGGAAUUGUAAUUAGAGAUGACAAGGCUUUUUUUGCAGCUGGUAUGUCAAGGAAGCUUUUUGCACAGAAUGAUGCUAAGACGGCAGAGACAAUGGCAGCAACGGAAGCAUUGUCAAGAACAAGGCUGUCAAGAAAUAAUAUUGGAAGGAGAUUCCUCGACGGUCAUGAAAAGCUAUCGUUCAAGCCAACCUGCCAGUCUUCCUUAACCUCAUCAGAGCCUGACAGACGUAGGACAUAUCAUCUUCUCUCUCUCGAUCUUGUCGAUUGGAAACCCUAA